Molecule: messenger RNA, 1149 nt
Organism: Penicillium oxalicum
Lineage: Eukaryota; Fungi; Ascomycota; Eurotiomycetes; Eurotiales; Aspergillaceae
Exons: 2
Coding region: 1-1149 (382 amino acids)
Biological process (GO): protein phosphorylation; intracellular signal transduction; intracellular monoatomic cation homeostasis
Molecular function (GO): ATP binding; protein serine/threonine kinase activity
Source: RefSeq, a predicted model, not a curated record
AUGAAUCCAGACAUGAGACACAACCAUCACCUCACACGGCAAAAGUGGUCCUCCAUUCAAGGUCACGAUGAAUGUGCCCCAGGCAACCCUAUUUUCAAGAACGACGACAGACCCAGUAUGACGUCCGUAUCAACAAUCAAUCAGCCAUUACUGCAACCGUCCAUGAUAAGAUCCUCUCCUGCAUAUGCAUCCAUUUCAGAAUCCCUCGACUCUCAUCGCCCUUUCAAUGACAAGUACGGCCGCUGCCUGGAGAUCCUGCACUAUGGCACGAACAGCACCGUCCGCCUCCACCAGACCAAGCUGUCCGCGUAUGGGAAGAAAUCAAAACAGCUUUUUGCCGUCAAGGUCUACCGAUAUUACAACAACAUUGUCCGUGGAUCACAUAGUCUCGCCCGCGAGUCGUGUUGCGCGGCAGCCUCUAUCGCCAAUUUCCAUCCUCGACACCCGAACAUCCUCGCAAUCACGGAGAUUCUCCACAACGAGCGUGGCGAACUAUGUCUCGUGAUGCCCUUCUGCGCAGGUGGCGACCUUCACGAACUGCUCUCUCGCUCGGGACCCUUGGCAACCAGCGAGGCGGAUUGUAUCAUUGCUCAGAUGCUGGGGGCUGUGUCUUUUUUGCAUGAAAAUGGAACGGCCCAUCGAGAUCUUCGCCUUGAGACGGUCCUUCUCACUCAACGCGGGGCCUGCGCUGUCGCCCCGGCCGAGCGUGACGAGCACCAUGACGAGAGUGAGACCGAUGCUGCACGGCCUUCGCGCGGAAAGUCAUGGUCUUUCUCUUUGCCCUGGCUUGUCGCUCCAUUCAAUCACAUCAGUGGUGGCAAGGGGAAUAGCGGAGAGUCGGCGGGUUCUCCCGCCUUGUUUCCUGGAAUCAGCUGGCCGUAUAUUGCCCCUGAAGGAUACUCGUCCUCAUCACGUCGUCCAUCAUAUCGAGAUCAUAUUGAGUGUGAUGAGGACGAGGAAAAUGAAGAUGGCUGUCGUGAUCCUCGACCAGCUGACGUGUGGGCUACGGCAGUGAUCUACAUGGCCCUGAUUACCGGCCGCUUACUCUACUCUGGCGAAGUGCGCGGCCCAACCGUGAGGACGCAAAGUAUCUGGAAUAUCUCCAUUGUCGUCGAGAAGAAGAUGGAUAUCCGCCCAUCGAAGCAUUAG